Messenger RNA from Echinops telfairi (small Madagascar hedgehog), 1191 nucleotides. RefSeq names its product leucine rich repeat containing 25 (gene LRRC25). The transcript is spliced from 2 exons. Lineage: Eukaryota; Metazoa; Chordata; Mammalia; Afrosoricida; Tenrecidae. The record is from RefSeq and is a predicted model, not a curated record. The coding region runs from base 1 to 939 and encodes 312 amino acids.
AUGGGGGUCGCCCUGCUGUGGGUGCUGCUGCUGCUGCUGCUGAAGCUGUGGGCAGCAAGGACCACGGAGGACGCCUGCCUCGUGUCUUUGGACCCCGGGAACUGGACGGCCCAGUUUACAAGCAAGUGCCUGAACUUCAGCAACCAGAAACUGACGCUGCCUGAGAAUCAGUCUCUGCAGGCCAGCAACGUCGAGCUCUUGGACCUGUCCUCCACGGGCCUGCGCACGCUCCCGCCUCUCUUCUUCCAGAACCUGGGGUCACUAAGGUCCCUGAUCGUCACUGGCAACCGGCUGGACCGCAUCAGCGGCGCGCUGGCCGCACGGUGUGACCUGGAAUUACAGGCCGACUGUGGCUGUGGCCUGGCGGCCUGGCAGAAGGUGCGGGCUGACAACUGCUCCGGCCAGCUGGCCCUGAAAUGCCUGGACCUGGCCACGGGCACCUGGCGCAACCUCUCUGCCUUCCUGCAGGUCAGCUGUGCCCCAGGCCUGACCCCAAGCACUAUUGGGGCUGUGGUGGCUGGGGUCUGUCUGUCCCUCGGUCUGCUCAUCGCUAGCCCUCUGCUGGUCUGGAGGCUCCGGAGACACCAGCUGGCCAGUAGCCAUGGCUUGAGACAAACCCAGACUGGCAAGGAUGAGCCCAGGCACAGCUCAACCCGGCAGCCACGGUACAGCAGCCGGAGCCUCCACCCCAAGCCCCCGGUGGUCACCCCUCAGAGGCUCUCCACUCCCGACUAUGAGAACAUGUUUGUGGGCCAGCUGGCUGGUGGGCCCAGCACCCAGGCAUACCACUGGGACAAACAUGGGACUCAUUUUUCGGAGGAUGACUUCUACAUGAACUACGAGGGUGAGAGGCAGACCUCCCAGCCUGUCUAUGGCAACCUGGGAUCCCUGGGCCAGGCGUCUCUGGAUGAAGAGGAGUACGUGAUCCCGGGGCGCUGAAUGGGACGUGGAUUUCCCCGACCCCUCUAGUCCCUGCCAGGUGACUCAGGGAGGUCUGACCUCGGCCUCUUCUCCAGCCUCAGUCUUCCCAUCUGCGGAUGGGCAGGGUCAUCCUGAGGUCCCCGAGAGGUUCUGAAGCCCUCUUCCCAGGCCCCACUCUGAUCCUUGGCCCGCAAGGUCAGCAGGGGACGCCCCAGGGAGGGGACCGGGAGGUUGAUGCGUGACCCUCACCAGCACGCGCCUACUUGUGUG